Molecule: messenger RNA, 6802 nt
Organism: Haliotis rubra (blacklip abalone)
Lineage: Eukaryota; Metazoa; Mollusca; Gastropoda; Lepetellida; Haliotidae
Product: zinc transporter 7-like
Exons: 11
Coding region: 77-1255 (392 amino acids)
Biological process (GO): intracellular zinc ion homeostasis; transmembrane transport; zinc ion transport
Cellular component (GO): membrane; Golgi apparatus
Molecular function (GO): zinc ion transmembrane transporter activity
Source: RefSeq, a predicted model, not a curated record
CGACUGGUGGCGAAUCAUGUGGAGUUCUCACUAGACAGUGUUGCCGGUAGAUUACGACUGAUUUGUACGAUUCAACAUGUUGCCACUUCACGUAGAUGACAAACAGUACCGUCCUGGUUGGAAACUAAAAGAAUCUAUUCUGGGAUGGCUUCGGUUGAUAUUCUCAGAGAAGACAUCUCGUCGAUUGUUUGGAUUCCUGGUACUUAAUCUGUCAUUUGCAUUUGUGGAACUUUUCUAUGGAGUAUGGACAAACAGCCUUGGACUCAUCUCAGACUCUUUCCACAUGUUUUUUGACUGCACAGCCUUACUGGCUGGUCUCAUUGCAUCGGUCAUCUCACGAUGGCGAUCAACAGAAACAUUCUCAUAUGGAUACGUCCGAGCUGAAGUGAUGGCUGGCUUUGUAAAUGGUCUAUUCCUGCUCUUCAUUGCAUUCUUCAUCAUGUCUGAGGCUGUUGAGCGUGCUGUGGAACCACCGGAAGUGAAGCAUGAGAGACUCUUUGUGGUAUCUGUACUUGGGUUUUUUGUCAACUUGGUUGGUAUAUUUGCCUUCCAACAUGGACACUCUCAUGGAGGAGGAGGUCAUGGUCAUUCGCACUCGAUUGGUGGUCAUGGACACAGUCAUGGACUUGGUUUGCAAGAAAAGGAGGACGAUCAUGGUCACAGUCACAAAGGUCAUGGUCACAGUCAUGACGACCAUGGUCACAGUCAUGACGAUCAUGGUCACAGUCAUGACGAUCAUGGUCACAGCCAUGGGGGUAAAGGUGAUGAAGGACAUGGUCACAGCCAUGGAGGACCCCCACCCCCAUCUUCUCAAAGCCAGAUCAUGGAGGGUGUGUUUUUGCAUAUAUUAGCCGACACAUUAGGCAGUGUUGGAGUUAUAAUCUCGUCUGGCUUGAUACACUUCUUUGGCUGGAUGAUAGCAGACCCUAUAUGUUCAAUGUUCAUCGCAAUCCUCAUUGGAAUCAGUGUGUUGCCCCUACUUCGAGAUUCUAUAGGUAUUUUAAUGCAGCGGACACCACGGCAAUUGGACCACGUACUGCCAGGCUGCUACAACAGGGUGAGCCAGCUGGAAGGGGUGUACAGUCUGCAGGAACCUCACUUCUGGACCCUGUGCACUGAUGUCUAUAUCGGCACCGUCAAGCUGGAGGUUGCCACAAAUGCUGAUGCCAAAUAUAUCCUAAGUCAGACGCACAAUAUAUUUACACAGAUUGGUGUGCGGCAAUUAUAUGUACAGAUUGACUAUGCUCCAAUGUGAAGAGACAGACCAGUUGCACUGGACCAAUGAAUUGACGUUCUUAAAGAGGAUGGUGCUAGUUACCACACAGCUAAUCUGACUCAAAUAUAAUUUGGCAAGCCUCUGCUUUGGUAUUGUGUAGUUAUCACAAUGAAGCUGUUUGCCAUUUUCUGUUUUGAGGCUGCCUCUGUUUGCUUGUGAGGAUGUCUUGUGUGACUGAGUGUGUGUUUGGUUUGAUGUAUGUGUCGACCAUGUCGACGAUGUUGGUUCAGACGUCGGUGGCAUUCUGUCAAGUAAAUGAAUGAUCUUCUAUCAUUUUAUUUUUAAUGCACAUGAACAGUCAUUAUCUUUUUGGUUUUUUAUUCUGUUUCUUCAUGAUUGUUUAAGAUUCCUAAAACUGUAUUCCGCCAAACAGAUUUUCUGUUUCAUCAUCUUCAGUCAAGAUUAGUUACCAUGUUUAGUGAUAUGUGUUGCUGUAUUCACUCACUCACUCUCAAUUUGAUGUCAACACUAGAUCCAUGUGUAUUGGAACUUCUGUUGAUAAAUUUAUUGACAGAAAUAAUAUUCAGGUUAGUUGCAUACAAAUUCAUGAAGUAUGUUAACUGUAUACAUUCAUAUGAAAUUCAAAAUGAGAUGGUAUAGUAACAUUUAACUGUAAUCGAGAAUUUUCUGUCAAAAAUCUCGUCUAAUUUUAAAAAAUGUUUAACAUGAUGCAUCAUAAAUAUAUUUCUUCCAGUGACUGAGUGAAAUAUAUCUUGCACUGUAUUCAUAGGACUUUAUGGUGAAGAAAUUGUCAAACCAUUAAAAUACUGCAAUUUGAUGAUCACUAAUUUAGAAGAUGCACAUUAUAGGACUCAAUGGUGAAGAAAUUGUCAAAACAUUAAAAUACUGCACUUUAACAAUGACUAACUUAUAAGAUACACAUAAUAGCAGUUUAUGGUGAAGAAAUUGUCAAAACAUUAAAAUACUGCAAUUUGACCACAACUGAUUUAAAAGAAGAUGCACAUUAGUAUAUUUGCGAUUAUAACCUGGGGGUAAAGAGUGAGUGAAGAGAUAUAUUUAGGGGCAUUUGAUCAUGGAAAUAUGGUAUACAUAGUUAUUACCACUUCUAGUAGUAUUAUGACCAGCUAUUUCUGAUGCCAUGAUGUACAUAUUUUUCAGUCUCAAAAAUGCUGGGAUGAUAAUUCUGUGUGAACUGUAUGUGUACGAUUUCAUCAUUCCGAGUGACAUACUUAAUGUGCUUCCUAACAAGCAACUGCUCCAUUGUAAGAAGAACUCAUUAUUUGUUGUGUAACUUGAUUGUCGGUUCCUGCUGUAAAUUGUUGGCAUUGCUAAACAUUGCUCAGGUCAAGCAAGGUAUGACAGCUAUAUCAUGCUGUAUAGAGAUUAUAUCCUGACUUUGUAUGGUCUUGUAUGUAUAGACGAAGGCUGUGACCUGAGAGUGACUGAUCAUCAGGAGCGCAUCUCAGUGUAUGAAAGGCCAGUUCUAAUUUUCAUGACAAAAAAUGUAUGUUGCACAUUAGGUCAAUGAUUAAGGAUGCUGUAAUUUGUUGGAAGAUUUAUUUGUGUAGACAUUUUUACACAUGGAAAUGUUUGAACAAUUUGGUAAACAAAACAUCUCAUUAUAUUGCAAAGAUUAGUGAGUGUAUAUUGUUUUAUGCAAUAAUAUAGUUCAAUCAGAGCAGUCUGUAGUUAAGUCAACCAGAAAACAGUGAUUCUGAUUGGAUACCUAAUUAGAACAUCAAUAAGUCUGGUGCAACCUAGAUCGGAUCGCGUGGUCAGGCAGGGGGUUCUGUGUUUGUAUCUGGAUGGUGUAAAUCGUUGUUCACAUUAUUGAGCACUGGAUUGUCUGAUAGGGCGUGAUUAUGUACUCACCACUGCCACUUAUGUAGAAUAUUACUGAGUAUGGUGUUAAACACCAAACACACACAAACACAAAUGUGUGGUUGAUGACAAGAAUAAUGAUCUACCAAUCACUAUAAGCUCAAGAUCAGAUGGUCAACUCAUUCGAGAAGUCAAGAGGACUGGGCUCAGCCCAGAUUUCCAGCCUCUCUUAUUUAGCGGGACAUUUUUCGGUUCUGAUAUCAUAAUGGAAUAAAAUUAAUACAGUUUAGUCGUGUUUUCCAGGAUUCCCACAUGGACAUUGCAAUAGUAUGGAUUGUUUCCAGCAUAGAACAGCUGACUGGUCAGAUCUGAGUGAAAUAUACAUGACAUGUUUGAUGUACUUAACACUUGUUAUCCAACCCCACCAGUGAUCAUCUUCACCCAAUCAUGCAUUGAAUGGCAGAUAGGAUGUAUUCUGCAUCCCGGCCCUAAACUAACUUGUCUGGAUGUAUGGAGAAUAUGUAAUUAUUGGAAGAUGAAGGGAAUGUCAUGAAAGCCUCUGAAGGAAUGAAGGAUAAAGCCCCAGUUCUUUUGCAUGCUUUAUUCAAUGCUGAAACCAUUAAGUCAUUCAGCUUGCUACAAUAUUUGAAAAAAAUCUUUAUGACUACAUUUUCAUUUCUUUUCCAUUUUAAUUUUUUUCAUUUUGCAAUCCAAAUCCAACAUACUAUUUCAUUGAAGACUGACUGAAUGCCUUGAAAAUAAUGUUGUUUUUCAUCAUCUUGUUGUUUGCCUGCAGAUUGUAUGCCUAAUAUGCUGGUACUUGAGAUACAUUAAUUCUAUUCUUAACAUGGGAAUGAUGCUAAAAGUCAACAUUUAUGCAAAAUGAUCUGCAUUCAUCAUGGUAUUAUGUAUUGAGCACAAACAUAUAAAACAAAUACAUGUAGUAGUUAGUAGCAAUGGAAUAGUGUUGUCACAGUAGAUGCAGUAACGAUUGUGUGGUUCUCCAAAUCGCAUAGGCAGCUGGUUAACUCUUUUUCAGGUUGAUGGUUUGCAUUCUGUAUUGCUUAGUAGGUUGCAGUAAGAAUAGUUGGUUACUAAUUACUGGCUUCAUAGUAACAUACAAUGCAUGGUUUAAGAUGAAUCUUAGUCUGAGAAUGAUAAACAGUAUUCAGUGUAAUACAUUUCUUUGUGAGCAAGAUGACAACACUAGAUUUAAUAUAGAAUUAACAGGUACAACAUGAGUAAGCUGUUUGUUCUAAGCCUUAAGCAGGUGUUUAUAUGACUGUAGAUUUUGUUGAAUUUGGAGAACCAUGUUUCAAACAUGUGGUUACAUGGUGUAAGUUGGUUUUGUGAGAUUGGUUCAAGACAUGCCUGUAGGCUCCAUGAGGGAAAUGGAAACAGCAAUGUUUUUGUUCUACGUUUAUUAAAACUUAAAGAUUCUAGUUUUUUUUAUUGUAAUCAAGAAGCAUCACCCAGUCAAACCCUUGCAGGAAGUAUGUGAUAAUCACAACUACUGAAGCCUAGAAGAAAGAAACACUAAUAUCUAAUACUUAGUUUCAGGUCAUGAGAUAUUAUUUGAGGCUUGAGAAAUUAUUGUAGUUUUCCAAACUUUGGUACAAUUGUUGAAAAGUAUUAUUGAUAAAUCCUCCUCCACAACUUAUGAAAGAGAGUUGGUGAACUAAUAAACAAUUUAUGUCCUAAAGCAUAUAAGUGAAUGUGUAGUUAUAUAAUCUUAUCAACUUGAGCAGCAAGGAGUUUUACAAAGUGUGUACAUUCUGUUAAAAAUAUGUGCAGUUAUUAAAUAGUGCAAUAUUACUGUUGUCAGUCACUGUAAAAUGACCAGGACAAGCAUUCUAUGACAAACCACUAGUAUGCAUGUUAUUGUAUUAGAUACCAAAUGUAAUGAACUUAUGUCCAUGUUAAAACUACAGUAGACCAUGGUUAUAACGACCUCAGAGGGACCACUAAUUUUGGUUUGUUAUAACUGUAGUUCGCUAUACACAUUUGAUUAAAAUAUACUGCAAGUGCCUGGACCAAAAUACCCAGUUCUGUGUUUGUUAUAAAUGCACUGACAAGAUGGUAUCAUGUCCAUAUGUCAUGGCGCUUGUACCUGCUGUGAUAUUGAUGGAAUGUUGCUAAAAGCGGUGUACAACCCAACUCACUCUCACUCACUCACUCACUCACUCACGGAGCUUGUACAUUUUGUGCAGCUAUUGAUGCAAACAGCUUCUGUACUGAACAGAAAAAGUUGGGAUCAUGAAUUUUAUGCUGGAUAUAUUCAAUGAAAUGGCGUGCUCAGUUUUCUCUUAAAUAAUAUCCCAGAAUUAUUCAAGAUCCCAAACUUUUAAUCUUUCAGUAUGUCUAUCUAGUCACUGUGUGGAGAUGAAACAAUCAAUCGUGAAAGUGCUUUUUUGUGUCUCCCAGAUGGGAAACAUUUACUGCAGAUUUUUCUGACUAUACAGUUAACGUAUAUAAGUAGUGUUCUUAAGACUUGCAACAGGAUCAUGUAUGUCAUUAUGUUCAUCUUUACUCUAUAUUGGUUUAUUUCGUUCAACAAAAAACUUAUGACAAAAGUUGAAACACAUGUAUUGUAAAUGUAAAAAAAUAUUUUCAUUACAAUUCUAUUGGUUUCUAUGUCCUGCUUUUCCUCAAACAUUUGUUUUAGCAACAAAUAUGUAAUUAACCAUUUAAGGUCCAUUUUACAAUGUCUCAUUAAUUUGUGUAGGUUGAUACAAUGAAAUAUAAUUGCCAAAACCUCUGUGUAAAUAACAUCGUAACUUGUGCAUUGUGUUAUCACGCAAAUGGAAAUCGGUUUAACUUAGUUAUUAUUUUGUACAUGAUAGUUUUCUGUUGAAACUAGUCUGGGUUUUUUAUUAUAGUUUUUGUAAUAUAAUGUAUAAUAGUAAAUUAGUCGUGUUGUACAUUUUAAUCUUAUGUUAUUGUUAUUGUUGUUAUGUAGAACUGUUUGUGCACAGUACCAUCCAUUGGCUGAAGAAAAAUGCUCUUGCCAAAAAACAAUCACAAAUCUAACCUGUCACCCUGUUGCACAUUACAAGAUGAUCAAUGUAUUAGACACAAAUGUUGCAAAGGUAUUUUCUUAAACAUAUUUUUGUACCUAUUUUCAGAGGUUAUUUAUGGCAAAGUAUCCUAACAGCAACACUUACCAAAAUUUAAAUUUUGUUUUGAACACAUUCACCUAGCAAAUCAAGGGAACAAAAAAUAUUGUUUGAAACUGUUGGAUGCUUAUUGGGAAGGUUUGGAUAGAAGCUCACAGUAUUGCUCAACAUGGGUUGUUAGGGAAAUAUUACAUUUAUCUUACUAUCAGUGUCAUCAUGCAUUGCAUUUACAGUUUCACAUAUUUUAGCAUUUCAAAUACUCAUUUCACGUCAGAUAGAAAUGUGAUAUACACAAAGACAUUUGUUAUACUCACAAAGUAGUUCGAGAAAUUAUCUUUUUUCACAAAUAAACAUAUGAAACUUUUCCCAUGGACUGUUAUUAGAUACAACUGGUGAUAGAUCUUCCUUUUCCAACAUCAGAAUUUGUGUUACCACAUUUUGAGUUAGUUUACCUGAUGAUUUCGUUACCAGACUGCCAUGUGAAAGAUCAUCAUUGUUGUGAGAGUAUUUAUGCCGUUGUAUGAUGUUUUUGGUGAAGGAUUUGUUUUGUGAAGACUGAAUGAAAUGAUGAAAGUACAUACAUGCAUGAAUACCUGAAUCGGGGAAAGGAAUAAAAUCUUUUGAAGAA